Funneliformis geosporum is the source of this 630-nucleotide messenger RNA. Lineage: Eukaryota; Fungi; Glomeromycota; Glomeromycetes; Glomerales; Glomeraceae. The record is from the annotation of a GenBank genome assembly.
AUGAAAGAAUAUAUUACCAAAUGUUAUGGAGUUUCUCAAAAUCCGAUUACCAAACAAUAUUUGAUGGUGAUGGAAUCUUUUAAUGAUGGGAAUAUGAGACAAUACUUCAAAAAUCAUCAUAAUAAAUCAAGUUUUACAAAUAAAUUGCAUUUAUUACUUUGCAUAUCAUGUGGAUUGCGUAAAAUUCAUAAUAAAGGAUUCAUUCAUAGGAACCUUCAUUCCGGUAAUAUUUUAAUGUUUGGUAAUCAAAUAUGUCGAAUUACCGAUUUGAGGUUAUGUCGAUCAGUCAUCGAACGAAAUGAUGAUGAUAAUGAAAUGAAGCUUUGUGGGGUCUUACCUUAUGUCGCCCCGGAAGUUUUAAAAGGAAGAACGUAUACUCAAGCGGCUGAUAUUUACUCUUUUGGAAUGAUCGCACAUGAAACGAUCUCCGAGUUACCACCGUAUCAUGAUAUAGCUCAUGAUGAAUUAUUGGCUUCGAGAAUAUGUCAAGGACUUCGACCGAAAUUUAAUCAUAUCAAAGUACCACUUAAGUUGGAGAACUUAAUCGAUCAAUGUUUAGAUGCAGAUCCAUUAAAAAGACCGACAGCUUUUGAAUUAUGCAACCUUUUAUCCAAUUGGUAUGAUGAAGUU